GGCUCUUGGGUAUUUCAGACAUUGCAUGCAUGGGAGCAGUGGUUGUGUUGGUUGCUAUAAGAAGCCCACACUAAUUACACUGGAACCAAAAGAAUUUUCAAAACAAAGCAAGGCUGUGAAGAAACCUAGCACAUCUGACGAUUUCUGGACCACCAGCACGCAUGAUAUGGACAAUAGUGCUGUACAAUCACAGGGAAGCAUCUCAUCAACCAGUGUAACAAACCAAGCCCCAGAUCCUCAUGGUGGUUCUAGCAAAACAUGCAAUCCCACUGAAUUUGUAAAUCAUGGUCUCAUUCUCUGGAAUCAGACUCGUCAACAGUGGGUAGGAAACAAGAAGCCUCAAAUUCAAUCACAGCAGCUGCGAGAACCCAAACUGAGUUGGAAUGCGACAUAUGAAAGUUUACUUGGAAGCAGCAAACCAUUCCCUCAGCCUAUCCCUCUUCCCGAAAUGGUAGAUUUUCUAGUGGACAUUUGGGAACAGGAGGGCCUAUAUGACUGAAACACGAGUGAUGUUGGAUUUAAAAUCCUUGAAAUAAUUUUAGUUCUUGCUCCUGUGUUAGGAAGGGGAAGAUUGAGCUCACUGCAUUUUGUACAUCAAUUGUAAUUUUAUCUGCCCCAUGUUAUCUGCUAGUGAUGAGGCACUAAUUUUCUCUAUGCUGCAACUUUGUCUCUUUUAAGUGAUGCUGAUUGGCCAUCUUUAGUGCAUGAAGGAGCCAGUUUUGAUUGAGGGGGUGAAAAAGCCUUCUUUUUCACGCCAGCGGAUUAGUGUUA
This is a messenger RNA of Neltuma alba, 771 nucleotides long. RefSeq lists its product as uncharacterized. Lineage: Eukaryota; Viridiplantae; Streptophyta; Magnoliopsida; Fabales; Fabaceae. The record is from RefSeq and is a predicted model, not a curated record. Bases 26 to 499 code for a protein of 157 amino acids. The transcript is spliced from 5 exons.